AUGUCUUCCUUCCCCGACUAUUACGAGCUUUUGAAUGUGCCCAAGUCUGCGACCCAGGACGAAAUCAAACAGGCUUAUCGCAAGGAAUCUUUAAAGACACACCCAGACAGACUGGUGAAUGUGACACCAGCAGAGAAGCGGAGAGCCACUGAGCGCUUCCAGGCUGUCGCCGAUGCCUACUACGUCUUGAGCGAUCCUAAACGCCGACAAGAGUACGAUCACCUAUAUGGCGCACGAGCAGACCGCUCCACCGACCCUAAUGCCUCCUCCAACUUCUUUACCCAAUUCACAAAUGCCUUUGCCGGUGCUUCCUCGUCUCAGACUGGGCCUUCUCCUGCUACAUCAGCCGCACAACCCGACGCCAACGGUGUCUUUGCCGAUGCUUUCGAGGAGCUGCUGAGACCAGAAGUCGAACGAAUUGCGCCUUGGUGGAGCUGGGUCGGUGCCCUCAGCGGCGCAAGUCUCGGCUUCAUCGUGGCUAACCUACCCGGCCUCAUGGUCGGUGCAGUCGCCGGCAAUAGACUUGGGGCAAUCAGGGAUGCCAAAGGCAAGCCCGUUGCUGUUGUCUUCUCUCAGCUGGCUGGUAAUCAAAAGGCGGAGAUCUUGAAGGCUUUGGCUAUGAAGGUCUUAGGAACAGCUUUCAGUUAA
Messenger RNA from Coprinopsis cinerea okayama7#130, 648 nucleotides. RefSeq lists its product as hypothetical. The record is from RefSeq and is a predicted model, not a curated record. The transcript has 5 exons. The coding region runs from base 1 to 648 and encodes 215 amino acids. NCBI's taxonomy places the organism in Eukaryota, Fungi, Basidiomycota, Agaricomycetes, Agaricales, Psathyrellaceae.